GUAGAUAUUCUAACAACCAUGAAAGUGGAUUGCAGAGUAUUGAUCCUUGCUUCAACAAUCUUCUUGGGCGUUUCCGAUCCAGAAAUUGCGAGUGGUGAUGCGACUACAGAGGAUCCUUUUUGGACGAACGUAUGCACAAAGGCGGUUCGCCACUACAUGGGAAUAACCAUGGUAGUCGAUUCGUCAUUUCAUAAAGAAGAAUGUGAUUCUGGUUUCAAUCGGCUUUUAUACUUGGAAACAUUUGUGCAAACGGUAAACCUAUAUUUCACGGACUUGAGGUGCUCCAACGUCAAGCUCGUCUUAAUAAAAGUUGUGAAUCUCACUACUGAAGUGGAAUCGAAAUUCGAGAGAUUUAAAAACACAACGGAAAGCAGGGGAAGAUCUCUCGAUGCUCACCUCACGCUUGCACUGUUCAGGGAAUGGGCAAAUAAUCAAAGUUUCUUUAAUAAUAGUGAUGUAGUUUAUUUGCUAACAAGUAAUCCUGUCUUCGACUUUGUCAAGGCGUACCGACUGGAGAUGAAAGCCGCGUCCUAUGCCUACGGGGUGUGUUCGAAGCGGCGGGUGGCACUUGGCUCUGAUGACGGCAAGACAUUUUCGGGUGUUCCCGCUGCAGUUCAACAAAUCGCUAACUUGCUGGGAUUUAAGUGGGACGAUAAAAGGGACAGAGAGGGAUGUACCCCUGACGAUGGUCAUGUGAUGAGCAGAAACGGUGAACGCACCCAAUAUCCAACCUUCUCAAAAUGCACCAAAACUUCGUGGGAAUUCCGGACUCAAACACGCAUGGGGCAAUCGCAAUGCUACAUGUUAAACAUGUCGUUAGCGGUGAACGCUUCAAAGAAAACUCCAUAUACAUUUUUUAACUGCACGGAGCCAUGCAAAGAAAUUACCCAAGGAAGUGGGAAUAAUGCACUAUUUGUGCCAGCAGCAAGGAAUGAACGUUCAAAUACCAUGGAUAUAUGUAAAACAAGUUGUUGCCCGGAUUAUGUGAAACAGCUUAAUAAUACCUCAGAAGGAGCGCCGGAUGGAAUGCCGUGUGGACCGCAUCAGGUGUGUCUUCAGCAAGUCUGCGUCAAAGCGCCAUGGCAACAUAGCGAAGUUAGCACAGUUGCAACGUCGUGA
This is a messenger RNA of Ixodes scapularis (black-legged tick), 1119 nucleotides long. RefSeq lists its product as uncharacterized. Gene Ontology annotation, molecular function: metalloendopeptidase activity. The record is from RefSeq and is a predicted model, not a curated record. The transcript is spliced from 11 exons. Bases 19 to 1119 code for a protein of 366 amino acids. Lineage: Eukaryota; Metazoa; Arthropoda; Arachnida; Ixodida; Ixodidae. Gene Ontology annotation, biological process: membrane protein ectodomain proteolysis.